UUAUUUUAAUUAAAAUUUUAAUUUAUUUGUUGGAUAAAAUUAUUUGUAAGUGAAAGCACAAGCAGUUUAUGUUUAUAUAACCUGUGCUCUUCCUAUAGAUUUUUACCUUAAAGCUUUAAGCAGCUACUAUGGCGUCGCUUAGACAGCGACCAUGUUGUAGUUUCAUUGACGGUCCCUUAAUUUUUUCACGUUGUCGACGACGCGAUUUUCGCAGAUUUUAGAUAUAUCGCUCCACUAUUGUAAUUGUAAACAUUUUUAAAGAUGAUGCCCACAAUGCCUCCUGAUGCCCAUAAAAUUUCAUUAAAAAUUAUUGAAGCUAUUAGACAGCACCCGGUACUUUAUAUAUCAGAUGUUAAAGGUACUGCUAUAAAGUUGCAGGAAUUUCGUCAAAAAGUAUGGAAGAGAAUUUCUGAUGAAUUAGGGUUAGAUGCUAGUUGGGUUAGACUUCGAUGGAAGAAUUUACGUGAUACUUAUUGUCGUAUAUUAAAAUUCAAAAACAAAGCUGAGAAAGGUGCUAGAAGAAAAAAAUGGAUUUUUGAAGAUCAUUUAAGUUUUCUAAAAUUUCCGUAUGAACCAGAUUAUGUACCACAGUGCGUAGAAUUAAGUGAUGAAUAUAUUGAAGAAAUAAACCGCGGAGGAGUUGGUACAGAAAGUCUUUUGGAACAAUUAGAAGAUCGUAACGAUGAAGACUACAGUGAGUAUUUAGAAGUACUGGAAGAAACAAACGCUGACCCAAUCUCUAUACUGCCUCAUAACAUUGAAAUAAUAGAUAACAGUCAACAGCAUUUAACAACAGAUAUGAUGAAUAGUUACGACAGCCAGAAUGUUUCCGACGGUGUUAACAUUUACACACAGAUUCAAUCAAAGUAUCGUAAAAUACGCCCUAAAAGAAUGAAGCUAAAUGAUUAUGAAGAAACUAGAGAAUCUAUUGAACUAAAUGAUAAUAAUUAUGGUAUACUCAGCCCUAAUUUUAAAAUUGAGCAGCUGAAAUUACCUAAAAUUCACAAUAAUAACAAUAAUAAUAGUAAUAAUAGUAAUAGUAAUAGUAAUGAUAAUAAUAAUGUUAAUGUAAAUCCUAUUAUUAUAACAAAUCCAACACCCAAUUCUACAAAAGUUCAAGAAAAAAAAGAAGAAAAUGUUACAGAGGGUAAAAGUGAGCCAGUACAAGCACAAUCGGUAGAAACAACGAGCACCGAAUUAUUUUUUAAUAGCAUGGCACAAACUGUUAAAUUAUUACCACCCAAAGCACAAGCUUCAGUUAAAAUGGCUGUUUGUAAAAUAGUUACUGAAGCUGAGUUACGGUGUUCUAAAAAAAAAUUAUCUGCCAAUACCCAACAAUUUAUUACGCCUCCGGGUAUGAUUCCAAAAUUAGUAUUAAUUCCUUGCAGUAUGAUUGAUAAUCAAGAAAAUAAAUGAAAAAAAAAUUAAGUGAUGUAUCAAAU
Cotesia glomerata is the source of this 1442-nucleotide messenger RNA. RefSeq names its product bromodomain-containing protein DDB_G0280777-like. Gene Ontology annotation, cellular component: transcription regulator complex; nucleus. Lineage: Eukaryota; Metazoa; Arthropoda; Insecta; Hymenoptera; Braconidae. Gene Ontology annotation, molecular function: DNA binding. The transcript has 4 exons. The coding region runs from base 262 to 1416 and encodes 384 amino acids. The record is from RefSeq and is a predicted model, not a curated record. Gene Ontology annotation, biological process: regulation of transcription by RNA polymerase II.